This is a messenger RNA of Bathycoccus prasinos, 831 nucleotides long. RefSeq lists its product with no specific name. The transcript has a single exon. Bases 1 to 831 code for a protein of 276 amino acids. The record is from RefSeq and is a predicted model, not a curated record. NCBI's taxonomy places the organism in Eukaryota, Viridiplantae, Chlorophyta, Mamiellophyceae, Mamiellales, Bathycoccaceae.
AUGAAUGACGUCGAAGACGAUGAUAUCAUCGUCGCCACGCACGACGACAACGACGAAGACGAGUCAACGUAUCGUCACGUGAAAAAGAAAAAUAAAGCGAUAAACAUCGGGGAAAGCGUACUUGGGACGUGUCCCGUGUGCGGAUGCGACGUGCACCGCGUUUUGAUUCAGGAGCACGUCGAAUUUUGUCUAACUGGAAAACACAGAGUGCGCGACGAGAAAGAGAACGCGAAAACGUUGAGAGAAAGGACGAAUUAUGACGAACCGCACCGAGAGGAAGAGAACGAGAAGAGUAAGAAGAAGAAGAAGAAGAAGAAACCUAACGCGCAGUUCAGCAUUCUGAAAUUUUUGCAAAAGAAGAAACAAAGAGAAGAAGAGGAAGAAGAAGAAAAGAAAAGCGACGAGACCGAGACAACGAGAAGAACAAAUGAUAACAAUACUAACAAUAACAAUAGCAAUAACAAUAACAACAACGCUAGCAUCGAUGAUGCCGAAAUGAACGAAGAAGAAGAAGAAGAAGUUGAUUUGAUUGCCAUAAAUACUCAAAUUGAAGGCGGUAAAAUUCCGGAUAAAGUGUCGUUUCUACUGAACACCAUGAGUGGGAAUUAUUCCGAAUGUGGCAUAUGCUUGGAACCUUUCGACGAAGAGAAGAAUGUCGUGCGUUACCUCUUUUACCCGUGUAUGCAUGCGAGGCAAUGCAAAGAAUGUGCAAUCAGAGUUUGGCAGACGAAAAAAAUCAGAGGGAAAUAUAAAACAAACAGAAUUUCCCAAUGUUGUUGGUGUUCGCAGAAAAUUGAAGUGAGACCGCGACCGUUUCGUCCCUUCUUAUAA